Molecule: messenger RNA, 1547 nt
Organism: Cebus imitator (Panamanian white-faced capuchin)
Lineage: Eukaryota; Metazoa; Chordata; Mammalia; Primates; Cebidae
Gene: PNOC
Product: prepronociceptin
Exons: 4
Coding region: 620-1225 (201 amino acids)
Biological process (GO): sensory perception; chemical synaptic transmission; neuropeptide signaling pathway
Cellular component (GO): plasma membrane; neuronal cell body; dendrite
Molecular function (GO): opioid receptor binding
Source: RefSeq, a predicted model, not a curated record
AAUUAAAAAGGGGGCUGUGGGGGAGGUUGCAGCACGUUCAUUAAGGGCCCUCGUGUGUUGCAGAUUCAAACAGAAUCUUCUUUUUCUACUCACAACCAUCCUGGGUGGUAUUGGACUCGUUUUCCAGAAGGAGGACCUGAGGUUCACAAAGAGAUGUGUCUUGCUCUGAUCGUAAAGCCGAAUUUCAGACACUGCUAUCUGAGCCUCGAGCCUCAGGGUUCUCCAUCGCACCAUGCUGGGGGCACCUGUGGAAAUGCCUCCUGACCUGGCUCAGGACAGGCAGAGCCACCCCUUCAGUGGCCUAGUAAGGGGCAGUGACAUUAGGUGGGGGCUUGGCUCAGCUCAGCCCUGAGCUCCUCCAUGCUGGUGGGAGCUUGGCAUUCGUUUGCUCCCCUCCCUUCUGCCUGCCUCCUAUUCUUCACUCCUCAGGCAAAAAGGUUGCUCAAGGAGACUCCAGGAUUUGGGGUCUGCCUCGUCACUGUCACCAGGAGGCUUUUUUUUCUGACUUGCCAGAGCUCCUCGUCAGUCCUCGCACAGCCUCUGGAAGCACAGGGAAGGCAGCUGUGGGAUCCUGGCUGAACAGAGCCCAGCACCUGCUUCCUGCUCCUGCUCCUGCACCAUGAAAGUCCUGCUUUGUGACCUGCUGCUGCUCAGCCUCUUCUCCAGUGUGUUCAGCAGUUGUCAGAGGGACUGUCUCAUAUGCCAGGAGAAGCUCCGCCCAGCCCUGGAUGGCUUCGACCUGGAGCUGUGCAUCCUGGAGUGUGAAGAGAAGGUCUUCCCCAGCCCCCUCUGGACUCCAUGCACCAAGGUCAUGGCCAGGAGCUCCUGGCAGCUCAGCCCGGCCACCCCAGAGCACGUGGCGGCUGCUCUCUACCAGCCCAGAGCUUCAGAGAUGCAGCAUCUGCGGCGAAUGCCCCGUGUCCGGAGCCUGUUCCAGGAGCCUGAAGAGCCUGAGCCUGGCAUGGAGGAGGCUGCUGAGAUGCAGCAGAAGCAGCUGCAGAAGAGAUUUGGGGGCUUCACUGGGGCCCGGAAGUCGGCCCGGAAGUUGGCCAACCAGAAGCGGUUCAGUGAGUUUAUGAGGCAGUACUUGGUCCUGAGCAUGCAGUCCAGCCAGCGCCGGCGCACCCUGCACCAGAAUGGCGUCCAGGUGAUCCCCCAAACAGCAUGUGUCCAGCCCCAGACCUGCCGCCUGGGAACCAGGAUUCCUUCUUCCCCAAGGCACUGAGGACCUGCAGACCCAGCAGGCUUCGUUCGCCUCCCGAACCUCCCCGUCUGGUUGUUCCUCCCCAGUCCCCGGCAUGUUUCACCACAGCCCUGUUGCUACAUCAGAGUGUAUUUUUGUAAUUCCUCCAGCUACCAUUGCGAUGGCCUGGUCUCUCCUGCUCAGCCGCCUUGUCCCCCUUCUGGGGCAGGUGAAAGGAAUAGGAAAUCGAACCUGGGGCUUUGACUCACCACUGCCAUAACUUGUUUGUAAAAGAGCUGUUCUUUUUGACUGAUUGUUUUAAACAAUGAUUUCUCCAUUAAACUUCUACUGAGCAAAUGGUUAA